Kluyveromyces marxianus DMKU3-1042 is the source of this 3096-nucleotide messenger RNA. It is a transcript of the gene SPT16, whose product is annotated as chromatin-remodeling protein SPT16. Lineage: Eukaryota; Fungi; Ascomycota; Saccharomycetes; Saccharomycetales; Saccharomycetaceae. Gene Ontology annotation, molecular function: nucleosome binding. The record is from RefSeq and is a predicted model, not a curated record. The coding region runs from base 1 to 3096 and encodes 1031 amino acids. The transcript has a single exon. Gene Ontology annotation, cellular component: FACT complex. Gene Ontology annotation, biological process: positive regulation of transcription elongation by RNA polymerase II; transcription elongation by RNA polymerase II.
AUGAGUGAAGGAGGAAUUGAAAUUGAUUUCCAGGCCUUUCAUGACAGGUUUGUCAAAUUAGGCAAGCAAUUCUCCGGGUUUGAUGGGUCUCCUGAUAGUCUAUUGUUUGUUUUAGGUUCGACUAAUGAGGAAAAUCCAUACCAGAAGACUACCAUAUUGCAUAAUUGGCUAUUAGGAUACGAGUUCCCAGCAACCUUGGCAGCGUUUUUCAAGGACAAGGGUGUAAUCAUCACUAGUAGUGCAAAGGCAAAACACCUUUUACCAAGUAUUGAGAAGUUCGAAUCGUCUGAUUAUAAACUUGAAAUCUGGCAGAGAAAUAAUAAGGAUGCUGCCCACAACAAGAAGCUGUUUGAAGAUCUUAUUAAGCUAAUCACUGAUUCCGGUAAGAAAGUUGGCGUUCCAUUGAAGGAUUCUUACCAAGGCAAAUUUAUUUUGGAAUGGGAGCCAAUAUGGGAAGAAGCCAAGAAGACCCACUCCUUGGAAGAGGUUGACUGUGCUGUAGGCUUGUCUAACACAUGGAAGGAUAAGGACUCGAAGGAACAGGCCUAUUUAUCGAUGUCGAGCAAAGGUUCAGACAAGUUUAUGGAUUUAAUGUCGAACGAGAUUGUCAACGCGGUGGACGAAGAACUUAAGAUAACAAAUGCAAAGAUGUCUGACAAGAUUGAGAACAAAAUCGAUGACACUAAGUUUUUGAAGAAGAUUUCGGGAGAAUUGAACUCUCUCUCUCCUCCAAACGAAAAAUUCGACAUCAACUUCUUAGAUUGGGCUUAUUCCCCAAUUGUGCAGUCCGGUACUAAGUUCGACCUCAAGGUAUCAGCCCGUUCGAACAAUGACCAACUUUUUGGUAAUGGGUCAAUCUUGGCUUCAUGUGGUAUUAGAUACAAGAACUACUGUUCUAACAUCACAAGAACUUUCUUAAUAGAUCCUACUGAGGAAAUGACCGACAAUUACGACUUUUUGUUGAUCUUGCAAGAAAAGAUCAUCAAUGAUCUAUUGAAGGUAGGUGCUAAUCCAAACACCAUUUACGAAAAGACUUUAGAGUUCAUCAAGGAAAAGAAACCUGAUCUAUUACCACACUUCACCAAAAAUGUAGGUUCUUUGAUGGGUCUUGAGUUUAGAGACGCAGCAGGAAUGCUCAAUGCUAAACCUUCAACUCACAAAAUUUCGGAGAAUUGCUGUUACAACAUCUCUCUUGGCUUUGGUAAUCUAAAGGACUCUAAAAGCGGCCAAGUAUACGCUGUUCAAUUAGCAGACACUGUCCUUUUGUCUGAAAACGGAGAAGCUUCUAUUCUAACAAAAUACACCAAGGCCAGCUCUCAAAUCUCAUUCUAUUUCAAUAAUGAAGAGGAUGAUAAAGAUACAUCAGUCAAGAAGGAAAGAAGUAAGCCUCCAGCUUUACCAAAACCAGAUGGUAAUUCAAAAAUCCUAAGAUCCAAACUUCGUGGAGAAAACAGGGCUGAUGAUGAAGAGAAGGAACAAAUUCGUAAAGAGAACCAAAGAAAACUUCACGAAAAGUUGCAGAAGGAAGGUUUAAUGAGAUUCAGCGACGCAGACGCAGCAGAUGAUGACGAGAAACCAAAACAUUUCUUCAAAAAGUACGAAUCCUAUGUCAGAGAAACUCAAAUUCCAUCCAAUGUACGUGAUUUGAAGAUUCAUGUUGACUGGAAAAAUCAAACUAUAAUCUUACCAAUAUACGGUAGACCUGUUCCAUUCCAUAUUAACUCAUAUAAGAAUGGGUCUAAAAAUGAGGAAGGUGAAUACACAUAUCUGAGAUUAAAUUUCCACUCUCCAGGUGCCGGUGGUGUUGGUAAAAAGUCAGAAGAAUUGCCAUACGAAGACAAUCCUGAUAACCAAUUUGUUCGUUCUAUAACUUUAAGGUCAAAGGAUGGUGCUCGUAUGAGCGAUGUGUUUAAACAAAUCACAGACCUCAAGAAGGAAUCUACCAAGCGUGAACAAGAAAGAAAAGCCUUGGCAGAUGUUGUUGUACAGGCUAAAUUAAUAGAAAACAGAUCAGGAAGAACAAAGAGACUUGAUCAAAUUUUUGUCAGACCUAGUCCAGAUACUAAGCGUGUCCCAGGUACUGUUUUCAUUCACGAAAAUGGUAUAAGAUACCAAUCCCCACUAAGAACGGACUCUAGAAUUGAUAUCUUAUUCUCUAACAUCAAGAAUCUAUUUUUCCAGUCUUCGAAAGGAGAAUUAAUUGUCAUUAUCCAUGUUCACUUGAAGAAUCCUAUUCUAAUGGGUAAAAAGAAGAUCCAAGACAUCCAAUUUUACAGAGAAGCUUCUGAUAUGUCAGUUGAUGAAACAGGUAACAGCAGACGUAACAACAUGAAAUUCAGAAGAUAUGGUGAUGAAGAUGAACUAGAACAAGAACAAGAGGAAAGAAGGAAAAGAGCUGCUCUUGAUAAAGAGUUUAGGUAUUUCGCAGAAGCUAUCGCAGAAGCUUCAGAUGGUCUUUUGGAUGUUGAUUCACCAUUUAGAGACUUAGGUUUCCAGGGUGUUCCUGCAAGAUCAGCAGUGUUCUGUAUGCCAACCAGAGACUGUUUAAUUCAAUUAGUAGAACCUCCAUUUUUGGUAAUAAAUUUGAGUGAAGUUGAAAUCUGUAUUCUAGAAAGAGUGCAAUUUGGGUUAAAGAACUUUGAUAUGGUGUUCGUUUACAAGGAUUUCGCAAAACCAGUUUCCCAUAUUAAUACCAUCCCAAUUGAGCAACUAGAGUUUAUCAAAACAUGGUUAACAGAUGUGGAUAUCCCUUACACAGUCUCCACCAUUAACUUGAACUGGUCAACUAUUAUGAAGUCGCUACAGGAUGACCCACAUCAAUUCUUCUUGGAUGGCGGUUGGUCCUUCUUAGCCACUGGUUCUGAUGACGAGAGAUCUGAUGAGAGUGAAGAGGAAAUAUCUGAGUACGAAGCUUCUGACGAGGACCCAUCUGACGAAGAAGUAUACUCCGAGGAAGAUUAUUCGGAAGAUGAACAAUUCAGCGAUGAAGGCUCUGAAGAUUUUGCAGAUGAGUCAGAGGAAGAGGCUGGUGAAGACUGGGAUGAAUUAGAGAAGAAGGCUGCAAGAGCUGAUCGUGGAAGCAAAUUCAACGAGUAG